Molecule: messenger RNA, 2704 nt
Organism: Cicer arietinum (chickpea)
Lineage: Eukaryota; Viridiplantae; Streptophyta; Magnoliopsida; Fabales; Fabaceae
Source: RefSeq, a predicted model, not a curated record
UUUCCAAGGAAGAGGAAAGAACAACUUGGAAACACACAGACCCAACCACCCAGCCACAAUACCAAAAAGCCUCUCUCUCUCUCUCUCUCUUCUUUAUUACCUCUGUCUGAAAAAACCGUCAUCAACCACACUCUCUCUUUCUAUUCAUUUUCUUCUUGUUUCCCUAUGCAAAUUUAUAUAUAUGAAUAAUAAUUGAUUUAUACGUUUAAACCAUAUUUGCUUGAAAAGUUCAAAGACAUAUAUGAUCUCGAUCCUUUGAAUAUAAUGGAACAGCUUGUUAACUUCAUCAUUCGUCCACCAAGAGCUGAAUAUGACCCGAAAAGUGAUUUAUUAGAUCAAGAGUUCAUGUUGAGAGGGAAGUGGUAUCAGCGGAAGGAUGUAGAGAUAAAAAACAGUAGGGGUGAUGCUCUUCAAUGCAGCCAUUACAUUCCUAUUGUCAGCCCUGAAGGAAAGCCUCUUCCUUGUGUAAUAUAUUGUCAUGGAAACAGGUAUCUGUGGCAUAAAGCAAAAGACUAAGGACGGGACGGGUCUGGAACUGGGACAGUGAGUCAAUCCAGAAGCCGGAAAGCCGCUGGAUGUGGCUGUUGCCAGCAGCCUCGGGAGAUUAUGCCCGCAAUGGAGGUGGUUUUGCCGGAAAAGUUUUCUGAAAUUUUUUCAGGUGGCGACAGUGGAAGGAAAUAGGAACGCAUUGGAAUAUGGCGAAUAACAGUCGAGAGCAAAAAUCGGAAAGAGAACAUGGUUUUUAGUAUUGCCUCUCUUUAGACUCUAGAUACCAUGUUGAAUGAGAGAAAAAGAGAAAGACACAUGUGGAUGUAGGGCUGAUGCCAGUGAAGCUGCUAUAAUUUUACUUCCUUCAAAUAUUACGGUUUUCACUCUGGAUUUCUCGGGAUCUGGACUCUCUGGAGGGGACCAUGUCACUCUAGGCUGGAAUGAAAAAGAUGAUCUGACGGCUGUGGUCAACUAUCUGAGGAAUGAUGGAAAUGUCUCUUUAAUUGGCUUGUGGGGCCGCUCAAUGGGAGCUGUAACCUGCCUUAUGUAUGGAGCUGAGGAUCCUUCAAUUGCAGGGAUGGUUUUAGACAGCCCCUUCUCUGAUUUGGUUGAUUUAAUGAUGGAACUUGUAGAUACAUAUAAAGUCCGUCUGCCAAAGUUCACUGUGAAGUUUGCAAUUCAGUACAUGCGAAGAGCAAUCCAAAAGAAGGCAAAAUUUGACAUAACGGACCUCAAUACCAUUAAAGUAGCAAAAUCUUGUUUUGUUCCAGCUCUACUAGGGCAUGCCAUUGACGACGAUUUUAUACACCCGCAUCACUCCGAUCGUAUAUUUGAGGCUUACAUGGGAGACAAAAACAUAAUUAAAUUUGAGGGAGAUCACAAUUCCCCACGUCCUCAGUUUUACUUCGAUUCCAUAAACAUCUUUUUUCACAAUGUUUUGCAACCUCCCGAGGACGAGGUUGGGGAAUCAUUUUUUGACCCCGUGAAUGAUUACUUUGGUAAGGAUGCAUGGAGAUCUGUGCAUGAAUUAGGCUACAACAAUGAAUCAUCAUCUAAAAACAAAGAUGCAGAAUCAUCAACUAGCAGUACUGUUGAUGCUAUUGAGCAAGUCCGUUCAAGACGACCGAUGAGUAGGAUGGAGGUUCCAUCUGAUAUUUCUUCAAAAGAUGAACAGUGUGUAAAGGAGGAAAAGAAGUGCGGUGAUACUUCCCCAUCGUCUUCAUCCAUGAUAAGCUUUGAGUUGUCAGAUGGCCAUCUCUAUGGUCCCCAUGUUCCUUCCGUGUUGGAGGAUGAUCAGUAUGUAGAGUAUCAACUUCAAGACCUUGCAGGUUUUCCAUCUAGUGCAGAGGAGGAAGAAAGAAUGCUUAUGGAAGCAGUAAUGGAGUCACUGAAGGACCUGAAAGUACAAAAUCCGAAGGCAGAACAACCACCUGCCAGUAGUGUUGCUAAUGUAUCUGUAGAGCCAUCAGAUAAAGAUGAAUCACAUGCUUCUUCACAGGUGAUUUGUAGACCUAUGAAGAAAGAACCUUCUCCAGUCAAACACAGCAUAGAUUCAAAAUCUAAAACCAUUUCCACUGCACCGCAAGAAUUUGUACCGUUGAAAGCUGAGCCACAUACCAUUUCAGGGAAUCAUCCCCAAAGUUUGACUUCCAAGCCAAGUCCAGUCGGGGGAAUGCAGCCUCCACUGCAGGACAACACAUUAUCGGUAACCCUAACCGAGUCUAGCAAUACAAGUGGUUCAGCUCGCAGUGAUAGUUCUGCUAGUUUACAAAGUUCAUCCAACACUGACAUAUCGCAUAAUACGAGAGCCACAGUAACUGUUGUCAGGAAUCCUGCUGGCCAUGUCAUGGAUGGCUUAAUGCGUCGUUGGGAUUUCAACUUUUUCAAAAAUAGUAACAGCCGGUGAGACUUAGAGGUUCCCUUUUAUUCAUGGUUGGUUAUACAUUGUACUAUUUGUAACUAAAGAAGAAAAAAUCAUAGUUUGUAUCAAAGAAAUAGGUUUCUCGUGUGUAAAUUUAGUAAUGUUCAGUUUCUCAUCUAACAAACCAUCCAAUAUUCCUUGGUUGUAAGUGAGGAUGCAAAUAUGUUAUUUCGAUUUUGUGAAUUUAAAUGGGGAACAAUCUUUUUCCAGUAUUGCAGGCACAUUUUGUUAACUAAAGACUGGGGUAGUUGGUUGUAUUCACUCGUUUUAUCUAUUGGUGUACACACCUUGGAA